Microthlaspi erraticum is the source of this 1371-nucleotide messenger RNA. NCBI's taxonomy places the organism in Eukaryota, Viridiplantae, Streptophyta, Magnoliopsida, Brassicales, Brassicaceae. The record is from the annotation of a GenBank genome assembly.
AUGGACUACGAGCGAAUCGGAAAGACCCAGGUCACUAGCGGCGGCGGAUUUUCUCCGGGAAAGUUAAGGAGUAUGCUUCUCGGCGUCGACAGAAAGAAGAAAGAAGAAAUGCUUGAAUCAGCUCCUACUAUAAGAUCUGGGUCAAAUCAAAUCGAUGACGACCCAGUUGCUAGUGGAUCAGAUGAUUGCAAAGACGUUGAUGUUGUGACUGUGAGUGAGAUUGUUGAUUGCUCUACUUCAGGGAUGGAUCAAUCUUCGAUUACCUCGGAUCUUCAUGAAUAUCCGAGUCUUGAUUGCAAGAACGUUUCUGCUGCAACUGUAUUUGAGUUUCAAAAGACAGAAAAGGAAAAAGCCACACAGAGAAUGCCUAUGAGAUCAUUCUCUAAACCGGCUCCAUCUAAAUGGGACGAUGCUCAGAAAUGGAUCGCUAGUCCUACAGCUAACCGAACCAAAACCGGACCGAAGAAAGGACCGAGCUUUGGUCGGCAGUCUUCUAUGAAGAUUCUUGAAGUUGCAGCUGGCGUUGAAGAGCCUGAUACAAAGCGCGUAGAUGUAAGCCAAGCGAAGAAGGAGUCAGGACAGAAGUUUGUUAGCUGGGAAGAAGAAGACUCUUAUGUCAAACCUGUUCUUAUAGAAUCAGCAACCGAAGUGAAUCUCAGUAGACAUGACUCGUCAAUAGCCACUGCGUUUGCUCAACCGCCUUCAACAGCGAGGUCUGUGUCAAUGAGAGACAUGGGGACUGAGAUGACUCCAAUAGCAAGCCAAGAACCAUCGAGAACCGGGACGCCGAUCAGGGCAACAACGCCGAUGCGGAGUCCUAUAUCUUCUGCACCUUCUAGUCCUGGAAGACAAGCUUCAUCACUGUCGGAGAAAGAGCUUCAGAUGAAGACAAGGAGAGAGAUAAUGGUGUUGGGCACUCAGCUUGGUAAACUGAAUAUUGCAGCUUGGGCUAGCAAAGAGGACGAAGACAAAGAUGCUUCGACAUCAUUAAAGACCAAAGCUUCUCUGCAAACUUCUAAAAGUGUCUCUGAAGCUCGUGCUUCCGCGUGGGAGGAAGCUGAAAAGGCUAAGCAUAUGGCUAGAUUCAGACGUGAAGAGAUGAAGAUUCAAGCGUGGGAGAAUCAUCAGAAGGCCAAAUCUGAAGCCGAGAUGAGGAAAACUGAGGUGGAGGUUGAGAGGAUAAAGGGAAGAGCGCAUGACCGGUUAAUGAAGAAACUAGCUGCGAUUGAGAACAAGGCAGAGGAGAAGCGAGCAGCGGCUGAAGCGAAGAAGGAUCGUCAAGCAGCUAAAACGGAGAAACAAGCUGAACAAAUCCGAAGAACAGGGAAAGUGCCUUCAUUGUUCUCCUCUUGUUUUAGCUUUUGUUCUUGA